AUGCACUGGCCGCGAAUCCAGCACCUCCUCGCCGAGCUGCUGGACAUCACGCCGCCGCCCCGCGACGCACCCAUCACCCAACACACCAGCGCACAGGACCUCACGCAGAUCCGCGGAUGGGCGCGGCCGGGCCCUCCACAGCCGCUGGAGACGGUCAUCGCGGAGGCGCAGACCAUCUUCGACCACCGACUGCGCGUCAACCACCCGCUGUUCUUCGGGUUCAUCCCGUCCGGCACGAUCCAGCUGAGCUGGGUGGGCGACGUGCUGGUGGCGGCGUUCAACGCGCACGGCGGCGGCCGGAAGGUCGGGCGGGGCCCGUGCGUGGUCGAGGAGGAGCUGCUGCGGUGGCUGGCGGCGCGGCUGGGCCUGCCGGCCCGCACGGCGGGCGGGGUGUUCGUGUCCGGCGGGUCGGUCGCGAACCUGAUGAGCAUUGCCGUCGCGCGCGACCAGAGACUCGACGGCGCCGCGCGCGGGGUCAUCUACCUCAGCGAGCAAGCCCACUACGCCGUCGCCAAGAUGGCGCGCGUGCUCGGGUUCGCCGACCGCCAGGUCCAUCGCGUCCGCUGCAGUGAGGUCUUUGAGCUCGACGUCGGCGAUCUGCAAGCGCAGGUGGUCGCCGAUCGGCGGCAGGGGCUGCUCCCGUUCAUGAUCGUCGCGACCUGCGGAUAUACCGAGACCGGGACGGUGGAUCCCCUUGCCGAGCUGGCGGACAUCGCGCGGAGAGAGUCGCUCUGGCUGCAUGUCGACGGGGCGUACGGCGCCUCGGUGGCGCUGUCGCAUGCCCAUGCGCAUCUCGUGGCCGGGCUCGGCGCCGCGGACAGCGUCGCCUGGGAUGCGCACAAGUGGAUCUUUUCCUCCUUUGGCUGCGGGAUGCUCCUGGUCCGCGACCGGGGCCAUUUGUGCUCGACCUUCGGGGUGCAGUCCGAACUGAUGGAUCAGCAGGCUGGCGGCUUGAGCGAGCAGCUUGAGCCGUGGGAUCUCAGCGUGGAGCUGACCAGACCCGCUCGAGCCAUGAGUCUGUGGUUCAUGUUGAGAGUCUUGGGUGAGGGGCGGAUUGGCAGAAUGAUCGAUUAUGGCAUCGACAUGGCGGCCUCAGUGCAAGCUCGCUUACAGGCUCGAGAGGGGUGGGAGAUCCUCACGAAUGCGAAGCUGGGUAUCGUAACCUUCCGGUAUAAUCCCGGAACGUGCUCGGGGGAUGGUCUAGAUAGAAUCAACACUACGAUCUCGGACAGACUGGUCGAAGACAACCUGGCAGGCAUUUUCUCUAUUCGCGUGUCAGGAGUCGUGGGCCUCAGGAUGUGUUGCAUCACUACGCGACUGAGCGAGGAAGAUAUCGAUCAAUUUAUUCAGCAAGUAGACAAGACUGCGAAACAGGUGGGUAAGGAUUUCUAG
Molecule: messenger RNA, 1392 nt
Organism: Aspergillus aculeatinus CBS 121060
Lineage: Eukaryota; Fungi; Ascomycota; Eurotiomycetes; Eurotiales; Aspergillaceae
Product: pyridoxal phosphate-dependent decarboxylase family protein
Exons: 1
Coding region: 1-1392 (463 amino acids)
Biological process (GO): amino acid metabolic process
Molecular function (GO): carboxy-lyase activity; pyridoxal phosphate binding
Source: RefSeq, a predicted model, not a curated record